Molecule: messenger RNA, 3997 nt
Organism: Haliotis rufescens (red abalone)
Lineage: Eukaryota; Metazoa; Mollusca; Gastropoda; Lepetellida; Haliotidae
Exons: 9
Coding region: 119-1558 (479 amino acids)
Biological process (GO): regulation of DNA-templated transcription; nucleotide-excision repair
Cellular component (GO): transcription factor TFIIH holo complex; transcription factor TFIIH core complex
Source: RefSeq, a predicted model, not a curated record
ACCCAAAACCGGAGUAAAAUGAUGAACUGCCCGGAUUUUAGAGAAAAUAAACAUGGCAGCUUCCAUGAAAAUGUGACUUUCCGUCGCUUUUGCAUUUGGGAGCAGUUCAGUUUGAUGCAUGAUGUCAGACAAGGCUGCAAGCAGUCUUUUGGUGAUUGUGCUGGACACUAAUCCAGUUUGGUGGGGAGAGAAUCUAAAUGUGGCACAGAGCAGUAGCAAGUUGAGCCUGUCACAGUGUGUGGAUGCAGUGAUGGUGUUUGCUAAUGCUCACCUGAUGCUGGGGCAUCACAACCAGCUGGCUGUCAUAGCUGCCCACACCAACCAGAGUGAGUUCCUGUACCCGAGGGAGGAGGCUGCAGCAGCAGUCGAAACAGGGGAUGGGGAUGCGGAGAUGGAGCAGUAUCGCCAGGUGGAUGGGAAGUAUGAACUUUUUGGGCGGGUCAACGCACAGAUACAGGCUCAGAUCCAGCAGCUGGUUUUACAAGGCUUGGCGGGGGAGCUGUAUUCGGACUCCCUCAUUGCAGGCCCUCUCAGCAUGGCGCUGUGCUAUAUCCAUCGCAUGGAAAAAGAAAGUGGAUCUGGCCUGGUACUGACUUCAAGAAUCUUGGUGAUCAAAGGCUCGGAGGACAACCCCACUCAAUACAUGAACUUCAUGAAUGCUGUGUUCACUGCUCAGAAACAGAAUGUAGUGGUGGAUGCUUGUAUCCUGGACAAUGAGUCGGGACUGCUGCAGCAAGCCUGUGACAUCACUGGUGGGAUCUACCUCAAGGUGCCUCAGAUGCUGGGUCUCCUCCAGUACCUGCUGGUGAGUAUGUCCUCCCUUACCUGUUGGAGAUGUCCUCCCUUACCUGUUGGCGAGUAUGUCCUCCCUUACCUGUUGGCGAGUAUGUCCUCCCUUACCUGUUGGCGAGUAUGUCCUCCCUUACCUGUUCGAGAUGUCCUUCCUUACCUGUUGGAGAGUAUGUCCUCCCUUACCUGUUGGAGAGUAUGUCCUCCCUUACCUGUUGGAGAGUAUGUCCUCCCUUACCUGUUGGAGAGUAUGUCCUCCCUUACCUGUUGGAGAGUAUGUCCUCCCUUACCUGUUGGACAGUAUGUCCUCCCUUACAUGUUGGAGAGUAUGUCCUCCCUUACCUGUUGGAGAGUAUGUCCUCCCUUACCUGUUGGUGGGUAUGUCCUCCCUUACCUGUUGGUGGGUAUGUCCUCCCUUACCUGUUGGAAAGUAUGUCCUCCCUUACCUUUUGGAGGGUAUGUCCUCCCUUACCUGUUGGACAGUAUGUCCUCCCUUACCUGUUGGACAGUAUGUCCUCCCUUACCUGUUGGAGAGUAUGUCCUCCCGUACCUGUUGGACAGUUGGUAUGUCCUCCCUUACCUGUUGGAGAGUAUGUCCUCCAGUACCUGCUGGUGGGUAUGUCCUCCCUUACCUGUUGGACAGUAUGCCCUCCCUCACAUGUUGGUGGGUAUGUCCUCCCUUACCUGUUGGACAGUAUGUCCUCCCUUACCUGUUGGACAGUAUGUCCUCCCUCACAUAUUGGAGAGUAUGUCCUCCCUUACCUGCUGAUGAGUAUGUCGUCCCCUAGCUGUUGGAGAGUAUGUCCUCCCUUACCUGUUGGUGAGUAUGUCCUCCCUUACCUGUUGGACAGUAUGUCCUCCCUUACCUGUUGGUGAGUAUGUCCUCCCUUACCUGUUGGUGGGUAUGUCCUCCCUUACCUGUUGGACAGUAUGUCCUCCCUUACCUGCUGAUGAGUAUGUCCUCCCUUACCUGUUGGAGAGUAUGUCCUUCCUUACCUGUUGGUGGGUAUGUCCUCCCUUACCUGUUGGACAGUAUGUCCUCCCUUACCUGUUGGACAGUAUGUCCUCCCUCACAUAUUGGAGAGUAUGUCCUCCCUUACCUGCUGAUGAGUAUGUCGUCCCCUAGCUGUUGGAGAGUAUGUCCUCCCUUACCUGUUGGUGAGUAUGUCCUCCCUUACCUGUUGGACAGUAUGUCCUCCCUUACCUGUUGGUGAGUAUGUCCUCCCUUACCUGCUGGUGAGUAUGAGCUCCCUUACCUGCUGGUGAGUAUGAGCUCCCUUACCUGUUGGAGAUGUCCUCCCUUACCUGUUGGAGAGUAUGUCCUCCCUUACCUGUUGGAGAGUAUGUCCUCCCUUACCUGUUGGUGAGUAUGUCCUUCCUUACCUGUUGGUGGGUAUGUCCUCCCUUACCUGUUGGACAGUAUGUCCUCCCUUACCUGUUGGACAGUAUGUCCUCCCUCACAUAUUGGAGAGUAUGUCCUCCCUUACCUGAUGAUGAGUAUGUCGUCCCCUAGCUGUUGGGGAGUAUGUCCUUCCUUACCUGUUGGAGAGUAUGUCCUCCCUUACCUGUUGGAGAGUAUGUCCUCCCUUACCUGUUGGAGAUGUGCUCCCUUACCUGUUGGAGAGUAUGUCCUCCCUUACCUGUUGGAGAGUAUGUCCUCCCUUACCUGUUGGAGAUAUCCUCCCUUACCUGUUGGUGACAUAGUACUGGAUGAAUGCAUCAGUAUGCUGCAGUGACAUAGUACUGGAUGAAUACAUCAGUAUGCUGAAGUGACAUAGUACUGGAUGAAUGCAUCAGUAUGCUGCACUGACAUAGUACUGGAUGAAUGCAUCAGUAUGCUGCACUGACAUAGUACUGGAUGAAUGCAUCAAUAUGCUGCAGUGACAUAGUACUGGAUGAAUACAUCAGUAUGCUGAAGUGACAUAGUACUGGAUGAAUGCAUCAGUAUGCUGCACUGACAUAGUACUGGAUGAAUGCAUCAGUAUGCUGCAGUGACAUAGUACUGGAUGAAUGCAUCAGUAUGCUGCAGUGACAUAGUACUCGAUGAAUGCAUCAGUAUGCUGCAGUGACAUAGUACUGGAUGAAUGCAUCAGUAUGCUGCAGUGACAUAGACCUGGAUGAAUGCAUCAGUAUGCUGCAGUGACAUAGUACUGGAUGAAUGCAUCAGUAUGCUGCAGUGACAUAGUACUCGAUGAAUGCAUCAGUAUGCUGCAGUGACAUAGUACUGGAUGAAUGCAUCAGUAUGCUGCAGUGACAUAGACCUGGAUGAAUGCAUCAGUAUGCUGCAGUGACAUAGUAUUGGAUGAAUGCAUCAGUAUGCUGCAGUGACAUAGUACUCGAUGAAUGCAUCAGUAUGCUAAUAUGGUACCAGAUGAGUUUCUUCCUAUUGUAUCAGGGGGUAAUAAGUGUAUCAGUGCAUGCUAAUUAUUACUGAGGCUGUCUUGCAUGUCAAAAAUUGAUUAUCUAGUUUGGCUGCUGGGCUUCUGCUUGUUUCUGGGCCAAGAUUUGAUUAAUGUUCUUGCCAUGGGAAAACCCUGCAGUCCUAGGCGAGGUCACCUGUCCCUGGCGCCUGCAGGACAGUGGUUGCUAGGCAACAUAUGCAACAACACUUUGAUCAAUGGGAAGCUGUAUGUUUGAUGAGGACAUCUGAGAGCAGUGUAAUAAAUGAGGUGAUUGUGUUGCCCUGGCUGCAGGGCUGACCGCUGUAUGGCCAGUGUAAUGGGGGCCGGUGACACCACCACGUCGUCAUGUCAGACACAUGGAUCAACAGUCUGGGGUGAAUGGAACCAUUGGUGUUGCAGCGGUAGCGUCACUCACUGUGGCAGUUUGCAACAUGCUCAGCUCAUGACAAUGUAGGUCACCUGCAUGGGUAAUCCACAGCUUAAAAUGUCAACAAGAUGGCCACUUAACAAACAUUGCUGUCAUUGUUGAUAUUCAAAUAUUUUUCACAUAUAUAUUGAGGAAAAACAAACUUUGUCAUCUUAUUGGAUUUGAACUAUAAAUAUGUCAUCCUAAGGAAACCUCCCUCAGUCGGGCAAAUAUAGAGUAUAUGACCAUAUGACCCAUAUUACGUACAUGUAUGUUAUGCAGUUACAUACCACAUGCAUCAUGGUAUUGGAUUACAUUUCUGUUCCAAUUACAAAUAAAAAGCAGUGGGGUAGCCUAGUGGUAAAAGUGUUUGUUCGUCUCACCGAAGACCCGGGUUUGA